This is a messenger RNA of Penicilliopsis zonata CBS 506.65, 1294 nucleotides long. RefSeq lists its product as hypothetical. Gene Ontology annotation, molecular function: orotidine-5'-phosphate decarboxylase activity. Lineage: Eukaryota; Fungi; Ascomycota; Eurotiomycetes; Eurotiales; Aspergillaceae. Gene Ontology annotation, biological process: 'de novo' UMP biosynthetic process; 'de novo' pyrimidine nucleobase biosynthetic process. The transcript has 2 exons. Bases 83 to 910 code for a protein of 275 amino acids. The record is from RefSeq and is a predicted model, not a curated record. Gene Ontology annotation, cellular component: cytosol.
GGAGUCAAUCCAGUCAGACUUCCUAUUGUCACAGAUUCUCAGGGUGCCCCUCGCCCCUCCAUUUACCCCUCCAUAAAAAAAAAUGUCUUCCAAAUCGCACCUCACAUACGGCGCCCGUGCCAGCAACCACCCCAAUGCUCUAGCCAGAAAGCUGUUCCAGGUGGCAGAGGCAAAGAAAAGCAAUGUGACUAUCUCGGCCGACGUGACCACCACACAGGAGCUGCUGGACUUGUGUGACCAACUCGGUCCUCACGUUGCUGUGGUCAAGACACACAUUGAUAUCCUGUCGGACUUUAGCGAAAAGACCAUCGCCGGCCUGCAAGCGCUGGCGGUGAAGCACAACUUCCUCAUCUUCGAGGACCGCAAGUUCAUCGACAUCGGCAACACGGUGCAGAAGCAGUACCACGGGGGUGCGCUGCGGAUUUCCGAAUGGGCACACAUCAUCAACUGCAGCGUGCUCCCCGGCGAAGGGAUCGUCGAGGCGCUGGCCCAGACGGCUGCCGCCCGCGACUUCACCUACGGGCCUGACCGUGGCCUCUUGAUCCUCGCCGAGAUGACCUCCAAGGGCUCGCUCGCCACGGGACCCUACACGGUCUCCUCGGUCGACUACGCGCGCAAAUACAAGGAGUUCGUGGUGGGGUUUGUCUCGACGCGCGCCUUAUCCGAGAUCGACUCCAGCGCCUCCUCCCCGUCUCCCGAAGAGGACUUUGUCGUCUUCACCACGGGCGUCAAUCUCUCCUCCAAGGGCGACAAGCUGGGCCAGCAGUACCAGACCCCGCAGUCUGCCAUUGCACGCGGUGCAGACUUCAUCAUCGCCGGUCGCGGUAUCUACACCGCCCCGGACCCUCUGGACGCCGUCCAGCGCUACCAGCGUGAAGGGUGGGAGGCGUACCUUGCUCGUGUCCAGUGAUUCCCUCAAAACAAUGAAUUAUGAUUAUGAUUGUCUAUCGAGUAUCCACCUAGUACCUAUACCUAGUACUUAGUAUCUAGUAUCUAGUAAGUAUCUAGUACCGUCCUAUCUGAUAAAAGUACUCCACCUCUACCCCUCAUUGUCUCAUAGAAUCCCUGUCAUUGUAUCACCCAAACCAGCAGCCAAGAACAUAGAUAGAGUAACUAUCCAUGUAUACAUCACCCCAGAUAGAUACCAGAACUUAUCAUUUUUAGCAGGGCUAGUGAUCGGCUAACUUGUGAAGAUAGGUAUCAAUCUUCCCCUGCUUUCUUCAAGUACCUAAAGCCUCCAAGAUACAAGAUAGACAUACAAUGUUAUCAUUAAACUAUCUAGUCAGAUUGUAUA